GCGGCAUUUUAUGUACACACUGGAAGCGCUUUUGUUUUGGUGCGCUUCAACUUGUGAAAUUUACUUAAAUUCCAAUCUGCAUGUACCAGCAGCAUGCCGAACAGCUCAAAAAAAAGGGAUGCAGCUGAUAUGAAAACGCCCACACGGGCGUGCAACAGCAGUAGCAGCAGCAAUAGUGUCCAAUCGACGCCGAAAGGCAGCUGCCGGCAACGACAGCCUCGGAAAAGACGGCGCAUAGAAAAGGAGAAUCCACAGCAACGCAGAUCCAGUCUCGACUCGCAGGUGGGCGACUGUAACAUAGAGGAUGUCAAAGAGAUUGAUCGACGGCUUCGCAAAGUUGCGCGUGCCAAUGCGAUCAGCAGCGAGGACAUGCACAAAGUUGUGCGCCGAGUCGUGCGCAAUGAGCAUGUCCUGGCCCUGGUUACACUGAAAGCUGAGGAUGAGUUGGCCAGGGAAAAGCGCGAGGCUGCAACGGCCAACGAAGAAGAACAGCAACAGCAGCGUGGUGCCAUCAUUAUCACAGAGACGCCCUCGGUGCCGAAAUUAACGCGCGCCAAAGCCCGAGAGCUCAAUCGAACGCCAGGCAUAACGCUUCCGCCCUUAAAUGAGACACCGCUGAAUGAAAUCGAGGUGCUAAUCCGCGAGGAUCUGCACUCCGACGAGGAGGACGAAGAGUACACCUUCAAGGAAGACGACUUUCAUUCCGAUGAAGAUACCAAUAACACGGCCUCCGAUCUCGACUCGAAUCCCUGCACACCACAAACGCCGCUAACCGCCAACGAGGAGUCGCCUGUCAAGUUCACCUCCGAUGGCUGUUUUAAGCUUCCGCCAGAUAAAAAUGCGGAAGAUCCGCGCAUUGCAACGCGGACGCGCUCCAAAUUCUGUUUGCAGCAGACCACAAUCGAGGAUUUACAGUCGGAGUUUGUGCCACCAGAUGUGGAGCAGGGCGAUGCGCCCGAAUAUGAUAUGACGGCCAAUGAUGCCGAGUGGAUGCAGUUUCUCACUGACUUCUCUAAGCCGUUAAACAACAGUUUUCUGGGCGAUGACGAUGAUCCGAUCAACGAUCCGGAGUAUGUUGCCGCUGAGAUGGUGCCCGUGGAUGCGGAAGAGCUGCGUGAUGUAAAUAUCUCGAAGAAGGAGCUGACAGAUUUGGUCUCUGAGCUGUUUGCCGGGCUACUGCAGGAGGGAGUUUCGCUGGACUCCAUCGAAUUGGAGACACCACAAAAGUUCUUAAAUCAAUCGGAUGUAAUUCCGGCCUCACCAAUCAGCGCUCCGCCAGCCCAGGUCCAGCUGCCCUUGAAUCCCAUCGACCAAGUGACGCGUCAAAUAGACUUUGAUGUACAGGGCCCAGUCGAGGCUGGGGACGUAUCCAUGGCAAAUCAGUCGGAAUUGGACAGGUUUCAGCCUCAAUUGAUGUCUACGCCGAGCACAAUCUGCGGCCUGGUACCGGUGCCCAUCGCGGAGAAUUCCUUGAAUGGCAGCAACUUUGAUGGCUCCUAUACGGUGGUCAACAUUUCCUCGGAGGCCAUUGGACAACAUAUUCCAGAUCUGAUAGCUGUGCCUGUGCCAGGUCAACGAAAUUGCUUUCAGCUGGCCAAGGUAUUACCGGUAGAUGGUGAAUGUCAGCCACAAAUUGCUCCGCCUACUGCUGUACCUCCUACUGCUCCAUCUCCAGAUCCCGUUUCAUUUCAUUAUCCCGAGCCCUAUGACAUCAACUUCACCUGCAAGUAUCUAUCCAUCCGCAAGCAUUUACACUCCGAGUACGAGGCGUACUUUGAGAGUUUGCGCCAUGUAAAGCCAGCUCCGGUGGAGCCACCGAGCAAUGCCAAAGGAUUCACACAGUUGCAGCAUGAUCUGCUACAGCAACAGCUUCGCAUACACACCCAAAUGCUGACGCAGACCUUUCUGCAGACCUAUUCGCAUCCGUUGCUCUACGCGAUGGCGCAUAAGCCCAGACAAAUGCUGCAGGAGCUGCAGCAGCAUGCUGUCAAGGACGCCAGUUUCAAUUGCUGGAAUCUGAAUGGGGCCAUAGAGCUCAUCAACAAAUGGGAGCACGAUCUCAGCAGCGAUGAGUACAAGGAAGAGAACCAAACAAUGAUGCGAUUCAUACACAAGGAGGCGGAGCUAACUGAUGGUCAUACCCGUCAAGUGCCACGCCUGCCGCCCCGCAUCAUGGAUCUCAUGCUCGAUAGCAAGGUCUUCAUGUAUCCACAGUAUUUGCCGCGCAUGGCUUUCCAGCCACGAACUGUCCAAUUCGCCGCCUAUGCCCCGUCGGAAUACCAACUCAUGGCAAUGGGUCUUGAGAAGUAUAUUAAGGCAAUCAAAUGUGCCGAGUUUCCGGUGAGGAAGGGCGCAGAUCCCAUACGCAUUGCAUGCAACCGCAUGGUGAAAGAUCUAAUACAUGGCAAACAGGCACGCCGAGUGUUCGCCAAGAUUCAGGAGCUCUGCGACAUGGAACAGUAUAAUCCGGUCAAAUAUUACUUUGACCACGAGCGAGCACCGCCCGUCAAUCAAGUCCUGAUAGGCUUCGAGGGCGGCAUUGUGCGUACGCCGCGGGAACAAUACGAUUUGCUGCCAAGUGGCUGGAAGUAUUACAUUGAGAAAAACUGGAAUAACGACAAACGCGCCCGUCGCAGCAACCAUAAACAAAUUUCAACACGUUCCUCAUCAGCAGCGAGUACGUCGUAUUUGGAGUUUGUUCGCGAGGCGGUGGGAGAAGAUUUGUUGUUGCCCGACAGUUUUGGCGAGCCUUCAGCGCCAUAUGGCAGUGUCACUAGCUUGGCGCAGUCUGCCACACCUACAAAAACAAAAGCAGAGGAGAAAAGCCCGUCCAGUUCACACCCCAAGCGAUCCCGCCGAUCCGGCGAGCAAAGUUUGUCUUCGCUGACCAUUAAUGUAAAUUACGUCUUCGGGAGCGAUCUAGGAGCCAAUGCCUUCAAAGCCGGCGUCUCUGUGCCAUUUCAGCCCACGGACUACGCUAGCAAUGUGGCGAACAUAAAUAGCAGCCUUCAACCAAGCAGCGAGUGCAGUUUAUUGGCGUUGCCACCCCCAUUGCCGCCACUGCCAAAGGAUGCCCCGCCCGCUGUAAAUCUCUGCUUUGAUGCUGAAACAGAGAGCGUAAAGAUCGUUGAAUUGGAAAAGUCUGCGGAGCAAAAGAACGAGGAACUAAACACCAACAGCUUAAGUUGCUCUGCAGGCAGUGCCAAACGAGCUCGUUGUCGAAUUUAUAAGCGUUUGGUUGUGUCUCGCCAGCAGCGACCACGCCGCUCAGCCACCACAUCAUCGUCGACAACACCGCCGCGAAGUCGCUACCACGUUCUGCGGCAGCGAUUGCGCCGUAAGCUGCAGCGGCGCUGUCAAACCUUAAUCACCAGCUACGCCAGCUACCUGCAGCAGCAGGGCGAGCUCUACGCCCAUUCACCGCCUGUGCAAUACUAUCACAGACGUUUCUUUGCGCUCGAGCUGUACACACAGCUGCUAGUGGAUUUGAAAAUGUUUUGCGAAACCAAGAGUACGCCGGAGUCUACGCCGCAGCAAAAGCGACAACGUAGCGAGGAGGCGGCACGACGAGCCAACCGACAGGAGGAGAUGCUGCGGCACAUGCUGCAGCCGGAUAGUCCAGAAGAGCGCAAUCGCAAGGAUGCCACUUUUGCCUACAACUUCUAUGAGAAAGUGGAGGAGGCAUUGCUGUCCUCCAAUCGCAUGGACGACUGUCACAAGUUCAAUCAUCUGCUGCAAACGUUCGACCCCAAGCAGGAUAAGGUUGCCGAUUUGUAUUUGAAAGUGGAAAAAUUACUGCUGCCCGAUUAUCCAGAGUUGGCGGAGGUGUUUCUCAAUUUUUUGCUACCUGCCGAGGCCGCUGAGCUGGGCAAAUACUUCGAGUACUUCAUGAUCACCAACGCGAGCAACUUUAUCAACAAGCUGAACAUAUACUUUUCUAAACAGCCGGCCCAAGUGCGCAAGAUCUAUGCCUGCCUAAGCGAACUGGCCGAGCUGCCCAGCGUGAGCAUGAAGAAGGUGGAGGCAAAGAUCCUGCCACUGCUGAAAGGCAAUCAGUUCCUAUGCGAUUGGUUUGUACAGCAAUUUCCACAGGCCAAGCCACCAAAGCGUGUGCUGCCGCCAGCGGAGACCAUGAUUCUGCACGAGGUUCUGGGCAACACGAGUGGCUCAUUUGCAGAAACCAUACAAGAUCUGCAGGAGGAUUCGCCGCCGCAGGGCAAACCUCCGGGCUGUCAAUUGAAGUAUCUCAAUGGACGCAUCUUUUAUGGCACCAGAGCUAUGUUGCCCGCUAAACUAUCCUUUCGCGCUGCCAGCCUAUAUGAUGAGCAGUGCCUCGAGCCGCUCAGCAGCACCCUGACCUGUGCCCAUGGCGUGCGAGCUCAGGGCGAGAAAUUGAUAAGCGCUGCUAUCACUGUGGAUAGCGAUGAUGCAGCGGAGCGGAGUGAAGAGGAUGAUGCCAGUCGAACAUUGGUCAUAGACACCACCACUGGAGACGAGGAGAAUAGCAGCUCCUCCCUGGACAUGUGCGAUGACGUGGCAUUGAGAGCACAUGCAAUGCGACUCAAUUCCAACUAUUAUAGCAGCAGCAGCUAUAAUAAUGCCAACAGCAGCACGCCUAAUGUGGGCCAUCAUCAUGGCCCUCAUCAUGCGCACGCGAAGAAGACGGCGAUUAAUUUUGGCGAAACUUCACCGCGUCGCCAGACGGCAAAUAAUGUGUCUCCUCUAUCUGGACUUAGUCCGCUGCUUGGCUCAGCGAGCGGUGCCUCGCCACAGCAGGACAAACGCAAGUCGCCCAGCAAAAAGGUGCGUUCGCCUUCGAAUCAGAGCCAGGCGCGUCCGCGCUACAAUGUGCAGCCCAUGGUGGUAAUACAUGAGCCGGCGGCGCGAGCGCCGGCGCCCGCCUCUCCGGCCAUUGAGUUUGCCAAGAGGUUACGCACCCUGAUCAGCCAGGACAGCAGCGACACGGACACCAAGGCGGACAUACAGAUCAUAGCGCAAGCCAAGAACCCAAGCACUUCCGCAUCCGCUGCCAAACAGGAACUCAAUUCGCAGGAUGAUAAAAAGCCCUUGGCCGAUGCAAUGGAUGGUGGCAUGGAGUCUGAUAUUUCGCUCUCCCAGCAACCCCUCCCUGCCAUUAAAAUGGACAUUGAACAGUCCAACGAUGAACUGAAUGCGACUCCGGCGAGCUCUGGGAGCACGCCACAGCAUGUGAUUACGACGCAGUUCGAUAGUGACGAGGACUGCAAACUGGACGUGGUGGCCAGCCUAGCCAAUUGCGCCGAGGAGGAGACAGAGACGGAGACGGCAACGGCUAACCCUAAAGACGACAUAUUCAAACCGCCGCCAGUUCCGCCCAGCUUAACGACAGCUUGGACGCGAGAAGAGGACAAAGUGAUACUCAUUGAGAUGAAACGUGGUGCCCGGGAUCGUCAGCAUCUAAUCAAGCGCAUAGGCGCUAAGCUGAAAAAUCGCAACGAGUCCGAGAUAAGAAUGCGCCAUCAAUUUUUAAUGGACUUUCUAUCCAAGCUGCAGGGCAAAUAGAUUGAGCGACUCUAUAGUUCGAUUUAGUUCGAUUCAAUAUUUAUAUUGAAGAUUUCUCUUACGAUCAAGAUAAAUUUAUUCAAUGUUCUUGUCAAUGUAUCAACACUCAGAUUGAGAACAUUUUUAUGAUGAUAAACAUCUUUGUAAAUAACUCAAACAUUCAGUUUAGGGGCGCAACUCAUUACAAAUUAGUUUACUACUUAUGUAAAUGGAUGUUCGUUUAUUAUAAAGUCCAAUUGAAAACUUUCUUUAUAGCAUGAACAAAAUUGAUCCUUAAGAUCAAUUUUAGUGAAAAUCUCAUUGUAAUUUGGAUUUUCAUUAGCUUUUGAGCUUAAGUUUAAAUUGUAUAUAAUUAAAGCUUAUUUAUUAGUAAAGCUUACUCCUUAUAAGCUAAACUACGGAAGAAGUAUUUCGUAUACUGUUCUGUGUAAUACUGUUCGUAGAUGCACCAAUCUGAUAAGUCGUAUUUAUUUUGAUUGAUUUUCUAAAUAGCUAAAUAAAUAAAGGCUGCAUAUAACACAAA
Messenger RNA from Drosophila mojavensis, 6064 nucleotides. RefSeq lists its product as uncharacterized. The transcript has 8 exons. Bases 94 to 5541 code for a protein of 1815 amino acids. The record is from RefSeq and is a predicted model, not a curated record. Gene Ontology annotation, cellular component: nucleus. NCBI's taxonomy places the organism in Eukaryota, Metazoa, Arthropoda, Insecta, Diptera, Drosophilidae. Gene Ontology annotation, biological process: regulation of DNA-templated transcription. Gene Ontology annotation, molecular function: transcription coregulator activity.